AAUUCGAUUAAUGAAUACACCAGUGAUAAGGGACCGGAUUUGAUAUUCAUGGAGCAAACCCGUGUAGGCCACAUAGCUGGCCAAGUUUAGUCACAUGCUUGUUGUUGUUGUUCUGGUAGCCUAGAGCUUUUCUGAAUGGUCUGCACUCGAUCUAAACCUUUCUCUCAAUUCAGAGGCAUCAGAAUAAUAUUGUCCAUCUUCGGAUUUGUAAUUACAGGAUUAUUCCAAAUAUUUAGGGCGUUUGAUUCGAACGAUCGCGACGCAAAGGGGAGUCAAUCAAAUACGCAUUGCGUCCCUUAUUUACCAACAUGACGGAAGACAAACGAAGUGUCAUCGAGGAAAAUUUGCAGGGUUCCUGGGUGGAGCUGCACUUUAACAAUGGCAACAGUGGUGGCUCACCAGCACAUGGGGCUGCUGGUGUGGAGGAAGAGCAGGUGUCAGACUCUAACACUGAGCUACCAGGCUCUGCCACUGAGCUACCAGGCUCUGCCACUGAGCUACCAGGCUCUGCCACUGAGCUACCAGGCUCUGCCACUGAGCUACCAGGCUCUGCCACUGAGCUACCAGGCUCUGGGCUAGGUGCCUCUGCCUCAGUCCAUGGUGGAGACCUGAUGGCUGUGUCUACCUCUGCGUCGGUCCUGCCUGGGUCUCUCUCUGCCUCUACCCAGGGAGGUGACCUGAUUCCUGGGUCAGGGUCUGCGUCUGCCUCAGUCCAGGGAGGGGUGGACUUGGAGAAGAUGUUGUUAGACGCCCAGCACGAGUCAGGAAGAAGCAGCUCCAGGGGCAGUGUGCCCUGUGACAGUCCUCCGAGGCCCCAGACUCCUUUGCUCCGUCGGGGUUCAGAAGUGCACAGCUCAGGAGAGAAGAACAGCUCACAGUCUGAGGAAGACUAUCUAGAACGGAGACGUGAAGUGGAGAACCUGAUGAAGAAGAACGCAGACUGGAUCUGGGACUGGUCCAGUAGACCUGAGAACAUUCAACGCAAGGAGUUUGUUCUGAAGCAUCCUAAACGUACCAACCCUCUCAGCAUCAGAAACACCAGCGUCAUGAAGAACGGAGGGAUCUUCUCUGCAGAGUUCCUCAAACUUUUCCUUCCUUCUCUGCUCAUAUCCCACGUACUGGCCAUCGGCCUGGGGGUGUACAUUGGGAGACGUCUAACUACCUCAGUGACCAGUACCUUCUAAAGGGACACUCCGCUGGACUGGAACAACAUGGUUUUUGGCACCAACACCGUUAUUAUCUUCCACUGCUGCUAGGGUUGAAGUGGCGCUUAUUAGAUACAGAUAGGCAACAUCUGUCAUGUGUACCCCAACUCCACUGAAUAGAUGGCUCAAAAUGGCACCCUAUUCCCUACAUAGUGCACCUACUUUUGACCAGUUCCCAUAGGACUCUGAUCUAAAGUGGUGCACUAUAUAGAGAAUAGGGUUCCAUUUGGGACACACAUCCUUUUUGUUUUCCCCUGGCGGUGAGCAGUCCACCCUGCCUGUAUCUGUAUUGUACCCCUGUGAAUACUGUUGGCUUUUCCCUUAGUUCCCCAGCGCUGCUUUUAAAAACCACUGCUCCACUGGAAAGUAGAGCCCAGUGUCCCUCCUCCAUCUCACUGGGUAGGGGGCCAUCUUAUGAUCAACGUUUAAGAGCCAUCGUUAUCAGCUAGCUAGCUAGCGUUCACUGUCAGUCAUUUUCAAGCCAUUUUAUCUUGCUCUGAAUUGAGACAUUUUCGUAGUAGCAGACUUUUGAGAUAAUGAUAUUAGUUAAAAAGGUGAUGAUACAGAAAAGCACUGUGAAUUUCUCAGCAUUGAGAUAUGUAUGGGGAAGAAAAGGGAAUGGGUUAGACAAGGUAAGCUGGAAGUUGUAUUUGAGGGGGCUGUUGCUUGAUUGUUUUAUCAGAAUGUCCUUGGUUGGGGAAAAAGGGAUCAAGCCAUUCAACCAAAACGUUAUUUCUGACCCGGAUUCUUCUCAUGGAUCAUGAGGCCUUAAUAAUAAAACAAGGUUUCAGCCAAAAUUAAAAAGGUUUGAAAUAGAUAAACCUUGAAAGUGUUUGAGGAAGUAUUGGAGAAUCAAUGUAUGGAGUAUCUUCCAUUAGAUCCCAGAUUAGGUCAAACAGGAAGGAGCGUAAGGUUUUUGGUUCUGUCGGCACCUUUCAGUUUGUUGGUAUUAUUUUUCACUCAGGGUUGUUUUCAGUGACAACAAUGUGUCACAUUCACUGAGUAUGCAUGUGUAUGGUUAGAAUUGUACAUUGUGUACAUUAGAUGUGGCACUAUGUAAACCAAACGUGUUAUGGUUGGUGGCAUGUUAAUUGUCUACAUAACCAUUUGAAAUACACUAAACAGAUUUUCUACCACUACUGCAUCAGACCACAUCUCCAUAUCAAAAAUUUUAGGGGAAAAUAUAGACUUUCACACUUGUAAUUAUGAGGGAAUUUAGAAAUCUUUAUUUUGAUUUACUUAUACUUCACUCGAAUUAAGUACGAAAUCUCAGUAUCCAGAAUGCUUCAGUAUUUUUGUUCUAAGAAUGAAGAGAGUAACAGAGGCUUCCGAGUUAUGCCUUGAAAAGGCAUUACCAAUCUGUUUCUGCAUGUCUUGUAGAGCUGGUCACCAUGUCAAGUGUAUAUGUGAAUUUGAAAACUGUUUUGUAUGAACAGUUGGAACUGUAUCUGAAAAAUAAAAUGGUUCCAUUAUAAAAAUA
This is a messenger RNA of Salmo salar (Atlantic salmon), 2685 nucleotides long. RefSeq names its product BCL2/adenovirus E1B 19 kDa protein-interacting protein 3. Gene Ontology annotation, cellular component: endoplasmic reticulum; nucleus; mitochondrial outer membrane. The record is from RefSeq and is a predicted model, not a curated record. NCBI's taxonomy places the organism in Eukaryota, Metazoa, Chordata, Actinopteri, Salmoniformes, Salmonidae. Gene Ontology annotation, biological process: mitochondrial outer membrane permeabilization; positive regulation of apoptotic process.